UAACCCCUGCGUGGCUGGGCGGGCUGGAGCUCCGCGGGCCGGAACCUGCGAGUUGGGGCUCCCCAGUCACACCCCUCGCGGGAUUUAAAGGGGCAGGAGGGGUUGGGCCCGGUCUAAGCCCGAACCUAGGGAGCCGGCAUGAGGCGCUGCCCGUGCCGGGGAAGCCUGAGCGAGGCGGAGGCUGGGGCGCUGCCGGGGGCAGCCCGCAUGGGACUGGCGGCGCCGCGAGGGGGGCGGCGGCGGCAGCCGGGGCAGCAACGACCUGCGCCCGGCGCAGGGGGCCCGGCGGGGCGGCCGGAGGGGGGCGGGCCCCGGGCCCGGACCGAGGAGUGCAGCCUCAACGCGGAGCCCGAGAGGGCCGGCCUCGGGCCUGAGUUGGAGACCGACGGACAGGCUGAGCCUGAAGCAGCUGGCCUCGGAGCGGAGACGGAGCGGCCCAGCCAAAAGACGGAGCCAGGCAGGUCCAUCCUGCGGACGCAUCUAGAAAGGAGCAGCCACUGGUCAGAGCUGGAGGCAGCCGGGAACUGGACGGAGACUGGGACAGAUGGCUUUCGGACUGAUCCACACAGGUCUGACCUCCACUCUCAGCCAGAGAGGGCUAACCUCUGGUCACAACCAGGGGUUGAUGGGCCCUGGACAGAAUUAGAAAUACAUGGGUCACAGACCCAGCCAGAGAGGGCCCAACCCAGGGCUGGUAACCUCUGGACCCACCAGAACAGGUCCAGCGUCCGGACUGAGCCAGUGGGGGCCCUUCUCUCAACAGAGCCAAGUACUGAUGGUUCUUGGAAAGAAUCGUACACUGAUGGCUCCAGGACACGACAGGAUACCGAAGACUCCCGGACAGAGCUGCACACUGAUGGCUCCCAGAUACAACAGGAUACUGAAACAGCCUGGAAACAGUUAGACACCGAUGGUUUCCCAGCACAACAAGAUACCGAUGGCUUCUGGCCACAGUCUGGCACUGAUACACCCCAGACACAAGAUACUCAUGGACCCCCCCAGACAGAGCCUGGGACAGACUGCCUUUUGGGGGAGCCCAACCAAGAUGGCUCAUUAGAGGAACCAGAACAUGGGGAGUUGAUGACUCACGUGUACUCUCACCUGGAGUGUAGCCCCCUGACCCCUGUACCCCGCCUUAUCAUCACUCCUGAAACCCCUGAGCCUGACGCACAGCCAGUGGGACUCCCCUCCCACAUCGAGGGGGGCAGUGGUGGCUUCUCCUCUGCCUCCUCUUUCGACGAGUCUGAGGAUGACGUGGUGGCCGGGGGCGGAGGUGCCAGCGACCCCGAGGACAGGUCUGGGAACAAACCGUGGAAGAAGCUGAAGACAGUGCUGAAGUAUUCGCCCUUUGUGGUCUCCUUCCGAAAACACUACCCUUGGGUCCAGCUGUCUGGACACUCUGGGAACUUCCAGGCAGGAGAGGAUGGUUGGAUUCUAAAGCGUUUCUGUCAGUAUGAGCAGUGCAGCCUGGAACAGCUGAUGCGUGACCCCCUGCGGCCUUUCGUGCCAGCCUACUAUGGCAUGGUGCAGCGGGAUGGCCAGGCCUUCAACCAGAUGGAAGAUCUCCUGGCGGACUUUGAGAACCCCUCCAUCAUGGACUGCAAGAUGGGCAGCAGGACCUACCUGGAGGAGGAGCUGGUGAAGGCACGAGAACGGCCCCGGCCCCGGAAGGACAUGUAUGAGAAGAUGGUGGCUGUGGACCCCGGGGCCCCCACCCCUGAGGAACAUGCCCAGGGUGCCGUCACCAAGCCCCGCUACAUGCAGUGGAGGGAGACUGUGAGCUCGACCUCCACCCUGGGCUUCCGGAUCGAGGGCAUCAAGAAAGCCGACGGGACCUGCAACACUAACUUCAAGAAGACACAGAAGCUGGAGCAGGUGACAAAGGUGUUGGAGGACUUUGUGGAUGGGAACCGCACAAUCCUGAGAAAGUACGUGGCACGCCUAGAAGAACUCCGUGAAGCUCUGGAGAGCUCCCCCUUCUUCAAGACUCACGAGGUGGUAGGCAGUUCUCUUCUCUUUGUGCACGACCACACCGGCCUGGCCAAGGUCUGGAUGAUCGACUUCGGCAAGACAGUGGCCCUGCCUGACCACCAGACGCUCAGCCACCGACUGCCCUGGGCUGAGGGCAACCGCGAGGACGGCUACCUCUGGGGCCUGGACAACAUGAUUUGCCUCCUCCAGGGCCUGGCCCAGAGUUGACCUGCUCGCUUGCCGCCAGGUGUAUUUAUUGGAUAGUGACCGUCUGACUGGAGGGGCCCCAAGACGUGUGGGGGCCUAAGAUCGGCCACAGGGGAGCUGGAGGCCAGGGACGGGAGAGGUUUCGGCCGACGCACAUCACACAGGACCAGUGCGGGAGACCCGCAGGGCCUUGGAGAUCAGGUGGUGCCCCACCCUCUUGUGAGAUGGGGGUUGUCAAGAACCAGAGAGGCAGCGUGACGUGGCUGGGUCCCACUGUGAGUCAGAACCCGACUGGGUCCUCUGACCAGCCAGGAAGUCUUCUGAGGGGCUGCAGAGGCAGCAGCAAAGCCACGCACCCCGAAAGAACACGGUGCAGAUGCUGCAGGGCACAGGCGUGGCCUCAGGCCUGUCACAUGAGAUGACUGUGAUCACAGCCUCGUCAGCCCCUCCCUCUGUGAGCUGGCCCCUCUUGGGCCCCUGGGAACCAGACCUCACUUGUGAACAAACGCAGCAGCCCUUGGUCGGCCUGCCCAGGAGUUACAGCCCUGUCUUCAUCUGGGGGCCCUCCAAGUGCUGACCGAGGCUCUGAGGGUGUAGCACCCUGGGACUGGCCUGAGAGCUGACUGCUGGGCAGGGCUUGGUUCACCCUGUCCUACCCGCCCUCGGCCCCGUGGGCUCCUCCCCUGCCCCUGGGAGAACUCUGUUGACCCCCCUGCAGACUGAAACCACAGCUGGGUCUGGGGCCAGCACUGUGACCAGCACAACCUCAUUCCUCGGGGACCAGCCUCGGCCUUGGGACUUCCUCCUGCCCUUUACCCCUGUUUCUGUUUCCUUCCUCUGAGUGGACUGUAGUGGCAGGAAGGGCUUUCAGAAGGAAAAGGGAAAGGCAGGCUUGGGAACCAGCUGCCUUCCUCCCGAGGGCCCUCAUCCCUGGCGUCUGCUGUGAAGAGGCCCUGCUUGGGCCUGCAGUGCAGGGUGAGUGGGGCUGCUGGCUGUGACCCGAGGCCUGCAUCCUGGUCCAAACCAAAGACCCCAGCACUCUGAGGUGUGGGUGGUGUCCCUCUGUCCUCCUCCUGCACCUAACUUUGGGUUCCCGGCCCACAAGGCUGGGCUUGGGAAGGACAGGCACCCCCUCUCCCUUAGUCAAAGCUCUAACAUGGUCUUCCAGGGCUGACGUGCUCCUUUUUUACUGACCAUCUUUAUACUUAUUUAUAUGACAGAGAUAGUCAUUGGAUGGGGCAGCGCUGGGGAACAGGAGGCAAAAUCGCUUCACUGCCUCCCCCCAUGAGGACACCCCAAUAAACAGCACAUUCAUAGUCAACUUGA
This is a messenger RNA of Hippopotamus amphibius kiboko, 3504 nucleotides long. It is a transcript of the gene ITPKC, whose product is annotated as inositol-trisphosphate 3-kinase C. Gene Ontology annotation, biological process: inositol phosphate biosynthetic process. Gene Ontology annotation, molecular function: inositol tetrakisphosphate kinase activity; inositol-1,4,5-trisphosphate 3-kinase activity. NCBI's taxonomy places the organism in Eukaryota, Metazoa, Chordata, Mammalia, Artiodactyla, Hippopotamidae. The transcript has 7 exons. The record is from RefSeq and is a predicted model, not a curated record. Bases 139 to 2199 code for a protein of 686 amino acids. Gene Ontology annotation, cellular component: cytoplasm; nucleus.